Molecule: messenger RNA, 2815 nt
Organism: Limulus polyphemus (Atlantic horseshoe crab)
Lineage: Eukaryota; Metazoa; Arthropoda; Merostomata; Xiphosura; Limulidae
Product: clathrin heavy chain-like
Exons: 10
Coding region: 138-1256 (372 amino acids)
Biological process (GO): receptor-mediated endocytosis; intracellular protein transport
Cellular component (GO): clathrin complex; clathrin coat of trans-Golgi network vesicle; clathrin coat of coated pit
Molecular function (GO): clathrin light chain binding; structural molecule activity
Source: RefSeq, a predicted model, not a curated record
UUUUCUCUCAAAGAUGGCGCUGUGAAAAAUUUAUUCAGCAGAAAGAAGGAGUGACAGUUCUACAUUUAUGGAAAGAUGUGUGAAUUGUAUAUUCAGAAAAGAUAAAAGAGAGAAGCUUGUAUUCAAAUGACUUCAUCAUGGCAAAAGCCUCUGCUAGAAGUUCUCCUCUAUGUGUAACAGAGCUUCUUCAGGUAUGUCACCUUGGAAUUUCUGCUUCAUAUAUAACUUGGCCACGGGUAACUAUGACUUCAGAUCAGUGGAUUUGUAUUCGACAUCCUGGUUUUCAGAAGAACAAACAUCACAAGUUUAGUACAGCUAUUACUGUUCUCAAUCCUCACUGUUCUUUCCCUAAAACAUGGGAAGCUGCUGCCUCAUCAGCCAAAAUGAAUCCUGAAGCUCCUAUAAUUGGUUUAAGAGCUGAUUUGCAUUUUCAAGUGAUUGACAUUGAAAGUAGAAAGAGUAUCGCCAAAUACCGAAUGUCAUCAGAAGUACAUUACUGGACCUGGGUCAAUACAAAGAUAAUAGCAAUUGUCACAGAAACUGCUGUGUUUCAUUGGAAUGUUGAUGAAUCUGGGAAUGUUCCACAAAAGAUAUUUCUGAGGCUAAGUCGUCUCGAGGGUUCUGAAAUUGUAAAUUAUACUGUUGAUUCCAGUAUGAACUGGUGUGCUUUGACUGGUCUUCUGUCAGAGGAAGGAACUAUAGCUGGCAUUACACAGGUUUACUCUGUUGAAAAGGGUCUCAGCCAGUGUAUUCAGAGCCACAGUGUUUGUUUUACAAACUUCAAAUUCAGAGAAAAUGUUCGGUCAUCAACUGUCAUGAUUGUCACUACUAGACCUGGACUGGAGCCAACCGGAAAGGUACAUGUUGUUGAGCUUGGGUCACACAAGCCUGGAAACUUUGCCCCUGUCUUCCAUACUGAAACAUUUGACUUCCAAGAUCCAUGGGGGAGGUUUGAUUUUCCUAUUUCUGUCCAGGUAAGCAGCCACCUUGGCCUUGUGUAUGUAACUACAAAGUUUGGGAGUAUCUACCUAUUCGACUUGGAGACUGUGGCUCCACUGUAUACUCAGGUUAUCUGCCCAGACAUUGUUUUCUCUGCUGUCUUGAAACAAGAUACCCAAGGAAUUCUGGCUAUAGCAAGAAAUGGACAGGUGUUAUCUAUUGAUUUGAAGAGAGACCACAUCAUUAAGUAUGUUGAAAAGAUUGCAAAAAGGGCUUCGGUGGCAGAAAGAUUGAGUUGUCUUUUGAGUGAAGGCUAACUUUGAAGAACUGUGAUAUAAUUGUGCCAAAAAAAUUCUGAUGUGUUUAAUACUUCAAUUGAUUCUUACUGUACCAGAAACUCAUGUUAAAGGUCUUUUUUUUUUAAACAUACAACACAUUGUUAUUUUGUUUAAUUGAAGUAUAUCUAUUAAAGUUUUAGACCUAGACCUUGUUUUAGGAUGUAUGUGAACACAUCUAUAGCAAUAUUGAAGUAGAUGUACAGAGAGUGAACACAUUUAUUUUGAAUGUUUAAUACAUACUUGUGAACUACUCUAGUCUUGAAUAUUUACUUUUGGACUAUUGAGUUUUACAGAAAUAUAUGCAUAUUGUUCACAGUUGAAAAUAUGUUUUUGUGUCUGGUUAUAGUUCAAGCCAACAUGUCCUUACACUUUCAGAUUUUUGUCCUUUGCUCUUAGACAGAGAACAUCUGUCUGGAAAUAGCUCAUAUUACAAAGUAGUUAUUUUGGUGGAAAGAAAACCUCAGUUUGUUUUCCACUGACCUGUGAAUUUUUACAAGCGUUGUUAUUCCAUAUCACGUGCACGUAUGCAGAAUAGCAUUAAACAUUAGAUAUAUAAAAUUGUUCUCAGUAUAAUUUCUUUUACCACCGUGAACUAGAAGUAGAGCAGGAAAAUAUGUAAUCAUUAUCACUUUUGCUUCUUUAAAUAGUUUUAAUAUAGUUACCAUGAAAGUUAAGAGUUUCCAAUUAGAAGGUGACUUCUUUUAGGGGUCCUCUUGAUUAAUAUCAGCAAUAAAGAUUAAUAGGAUUGACAAGAAGUUAACCAAUUUGUAAAUAAGCUGAAUCUGGUUAAGGCAUUUGUCUUGGGAUUGAAUCUGAAAUUCUACCUUGGCAUGAGCAACAAUGUGCUAUGACAUGGAUUCUACACAUUUAAUGUUGAUGGAGGAGAUCCUAGGUAUUAGACAGUUCUAUUACUCCUGUAAUGUGCACUCUAGUUGUUACAAGUUAUAGCAGUACAGUUUAAAAAUUGGAUUUUUAUUUCAUCACAUGGAUAUUGAGUGAUAACAUGCAGUUGGAGUGUACUUUAAAAAGCUAAGUUAUAGAUUUUAUGAUACACUGGUAUUCAUUAGAUGUUUUGAAAGACAAACGUUUUUUAUCCAGUUAUUAUAAAGAUGUUCACCGUGACAAUCACAGCUUCUUCAAAGAAAACUAUAUCACUUUGGUAACAGCUAUUGUUUUUGUAUACAAGUUGUGUAAUGUUCUAUUACAAUUGUGUCAGGUUAUUGACUGAUGUUAAAGUCUUGGAUGCUUGUCUGUGUUGAACUUUACCGGUGAGUUGCUGGGUAGUAAAUUUACUUGCCUGCAGCUUUCACAUGUAGAAUUUUUCUGUUAAGUUCUAUCAAAAUGAGAAGGCAUUCAAACUUGAAAGUAACUUUCAUGUUCGUCUGCAGUUUUGUGGAAUCCACAUCGUUUGAUGCCUAGAACAACAGGGUUUUACUAUUGUACUUUGCCCAUUGGUCAAGUUCUUUUCUACAUUAUUCGAUCAGUUGCUAAAAAAACUUGAGGUAGACUUUUAGGGAGCCACAUAAGUUUCUGAACUG